ACAUUAACGUAUGGCAACAAGGCGGUUAGUGUGCGAAUCUUUCAAGAGGUUAUUUAUCUGUAUUUAGAGCAGAAAAUAACUUGAAUAGUAUUUUUUUCUUUGCUGAAAUUGGAUAAAAAGCGUAACGCGGGAAAUACAGACUUCAAGAGGAAUUCAACCAACAACAUAAUGGAUUCUAUCAGCUUUUACUAACCGAAAACUUCCAGAAAAUGUUGGAGAAAAGAGCUACGGAGCUGAUUUUAGAGGACGACGUCGGAGGGAAAAACGUGAAGGAACCGUUCUGUAGUCAGUACCGCUGCGGUCCUCUGCUCGGCAGCGGGGGGUUCGGUUCUGUGUUUUCGGGCCAGAGGCUUUCUGAUGGACUGCAGGUUGCCAUUAAACAGAUUUCCAGUGACAGGGUUCAGCAGUGGGCCAGACUGCCCGGAGAGGCGGCUCCUGUUCCCAUGGAGAUCGCUCUGCUGCAGCAGCUGUCGGAGGUCGGAGGUCACGGGGCGGUGGUCCGCAUGCUGGACUGGUUCUGUGUGGAGGGGCGGGGCUUCCUGCUGGUGCUGGAGCGCCCCCCCCACUGCCAGGAUCUGUUCGACUUCAUCACGGAGAGAGGAGCGCUCCCUGAACGCCUCGCACUCAGGUUCUUCCGUCAGGUGGUGGAGGCGCUGCGGUUCCUUCACGCUCACGGCGUUGUGCACCGAGACAUCAAAGACGAGAACAUCGUGGUGGACACGAGGACGCUGGAAGUCAAGCUCAUCGACUUCGGAUCGGGGGCGCUGCUCAAAGAGACGCCGUACAGCGAGUUCGAAGGUACUCGUGUGUACAGCCCCCCCGAGUGGAUCCUAUCUCAGUCCUACGAGGCGGUCUCUCUCACCGUCUGGUCUCUCGGCGUCCUGCUCUUCGACUCCGUCUGCGGCGACAUCCCCUUCGAGCGAGACCAGGAGAUCGUCAGGGCAACGCCCGUCUUCACCCGCCGAGUCUCUAAAGAAUGCCAGUCUCUGAUUCGCUGGUGCCUGUCGUACCGCCCGGAGGAUCGUCCCACUCUGGAGGAGAUCCUGUCUCACCCCUGGAUGGUGGGAGGCGAGGGGGAGGAGGAGGAGGAAGGUGGAGAUCUGCAGGAGGAUCACAGCUCUCUGCCCAAACAGUCCCUGUGACGGAGCUCCAAUGAACUAAACCCGACACACAGAAACCUCACACUGGAUUUAAAGGGGCACAUGUUCAUGUUUUAACCCUUUCACGUAGAAACUCUGAUGGAGCUGAGGAAGGACUCAGACAAUAAACUCAUCAAAGGGUUAAAACAUGAUCGCGAUGAUCCGUCUACAGAUAUUUAUUUUCAUAUAUUGUUGCCCUUCAUGCUGCACUCGGCUGUACUACUGUUUAUUUUUUAUAUUUUUUAUAAUUAUUUGAUUUGGGCAGAAUGACUUCCUGUUGAGUUAUUUAUUGAAUUAAGUAUUUAUUUCAUUUUGGAAAAUACGGACCUAUUUUUUUUGGUUUUGUCACGGCUGCAUCAGGAAACAAACGCCCACUGAUUUACCCUUGAUUUUUUUUUUUUGCACCUUUACUGCCAUUCUUAUUGGGAUUUUGGAGCCUCGCUGCGGAGAAACUGGUGCGCUGUAGGUGCGCCGCGUUUGGAGGUGCUAGUGGAGACUGCGUUUGGCGUUGCAGUUACAACUCUCCGCCAGCAGAUGGGGGUGCUGCAGCCCCCUCAGUACCCCCCCCUUCCCGCGUCCAUGACAGUUGGUGUACAAGUAUAAGAAAAGGGAAGUAUUCAGUGACUAAAUACUAGUUUAGUGUUUGUGACCUUUAGUUCAUCUCAGGCAGAUUUCUCUCUUUGUCACUUCAGGUGAAACAGGAAAAGUCUGAGCACUAAAAAACUCCCAAAAAUGUUCUAACGCUACUUUUCAAACCAGUCGAACAGGACGGGUCCACCUACAGCUAGCAGAUCAUUGUUUUCAGUCCAUUCAAUGUCAGGAAAUGCUUCUCGCCCUUAGUUGAGAAGUUGGCUUAUUUGAUGCAAGAGGCCAACAAGUGAUCCAUUCUUAGACUAAUAUACUGUUAUUUAAAUCAAUGUUUCCACCAACAUAUCAUCCCAUUCUUUUGUCCUGAGGCAGCUUAUAAUACUAGGUGGAGUAUUUUUAUUUAAGUUUUCUCAUAUUGGUCAAAUUUGCUUGGAUUCUUUGGGAGUUUAAAGUACUCAGACUUUAAAAAAUGUAAACAAAUCUUAGUUAUUAAGAACUUUUGCAUAUUUUGUUUGCCUUGCCUGGAUAUCAGAUGUUUUUCAGCAUCUUGAUUUACUGUUGGAAAUAAGAUUUCUUUGUUGUUUCCAGACCAGUGCCACUGUAAAUACUUGUGUAUUUUUGCCUGGAUUUAUCGUCAAAGUGGCUCGUUGGUCACUUGUUCCUGUUUAUUUACAUUAAAUAAGAGUUUACGGAUCAAAAGAAGAGAACAAAUACAAUGUUUCGAAUAAAACAGUUUAGUUCUCACUAAAGCA
Molecule: messenger RNA, 2479 nt
Organism: Trematomus bernacchii (emerald rockcod)
Lineage: Eukaryota; Metazoa; Chordata; Actinopteri; Perciformes; Nototheniidae
Gene: pim2
Product: Pim-2 proto-oncogene, serine/threonine kinase
Exons: 7
Coding region: 210-1142 (310 amino acids)
Biological process (GO): negative regulation of apoptotic process; regulation of mitotic cell cycle; protein autophosphorylation
Cellular component (GO): cytoplasm
Molecular function (GO): ATP binding; protein serine/threonine kinase activity
Source: RefSeq, a predicted model, not a curated record